UGGCGUUCUCCGUGCGGUUUAAUCCUAUGAAUUUGUAUUGAUCUUUUUAAACUGAAACUGCUUAAUUAGCGAUGUGUACGAACAUGAGAGCAUUUGAACCUUUGGCUAAAAAAGAACUGAAAACGGAGGGAUUUACGGUGAAGUCCACCAUGAAGAAUUCAGUGGUGGUGGGCCCUCCGGCUGCAGGGGCUUUCAGAGAGAGGCCAGCUAAACCCACGGCCUUCCGUAAGUUCUACGAGCGUGGAGACUUCCCCAUCGCCCUGGAACAUGAUUCUAAAGGCAACCGCAUUGCAUGGAAGGUGGAGAUUGAAAAACUGGACUACCAUCACUACCUCCCCCUGUUCUUUGAUGGUCUAUGCGAGACAGUUCACCCCUAUGAGUUCUUCGCUCGACAGGGCAUCCAUGACAUGCUGGAGCACGGUGGCAGUAAGGUCCUGCCUGUUAUUCCACAGCUCAUCAUACCCAUCAAGAAUGCCCUCAACACGAGGUGCAGGCAGGUCAUCUGCACCACGCUGAAGGUUCUGCAGCACCUGGUUGUUUCAGCAGAGAUGGUGGGUGAGGCGCUGGUCCCGUACUAUAGACAGAUCCUCCCCAUCCUGAACAUCUUCAAGAACAUGAACAGAAACUCAGGUGACGGUAUUGACUACAGCCAGCAGAAAAGGGAGAACAUUGGAGACCUGAUCCAGGAGACGCUUGAGGUGUUUGAACGCUACGGGGGCGAGGAUGCCUUCAUCAACAUCAAAUACAUGGUGCCCACCUACGAGUCCUGCCUCCUCAACUAAAAAGAGCGGAGAACUCACACACACACACACACAUUCUUAUUCAAACAUGUAAAC
Messenger RNA from Rhinichthys klamathensis goyatoka, 836 nucleotides. It is a transcript of the gene pacrg, whose product is annotated as PARK2 co-regulated. Lineage: Eukaryota; Metazoa; Chordata; Actinopteri; Cypriniformes; Leuciscidae. The record is from RefSeq and is a predicted model, not a curated record. Bases 72 to 782 code for a protein of 236 amino acids. The transcript is spliced from 5 exons. Gene Ontology annotation, cellular component: neuron projection; vesicle; cytosol. Gene Ontology annotation, molecular function: Hsp70 protein binding; Hsp90 protein binding.